Molecule: messenger RNA, 692 nt
Organism: Somion occarium
Lineage: Eukaryota; Fungi; Basidiomycota; Agaricomycetes; Polyporales; Cerrenaceae
Source: the annotation of a GenBank genome assembly
GGACUUUAACCAUGCCCUCGUCAAUAUCCUUCACCUCUUUGAUUCGACACGACGACGGAUAUGGCGGGCGGCCUUGCUGAAUCGGAAGAUCUGGCGACACGAGAAGAUGAGUUCGCAGUCCUGGAGGUACCACAAGUCGUCAAGGUGCACUCGCAGAAAGUGAAGUCGUACUACGGUGGCUUUCUCUACGUCCGUCAUAUACCAACCGCUCGCACGCUUACGAUGUUGGCUGUCACUAUCUGGCGUUGGGCUCAUCUCGAAGCAUUGGGUCUCUUCAUCAACAACUGCGGAGGUCGGCUUGAACAUCUUCGUAUAGUCUUGGGAAUGUUAUAUCUGGACCCUGACCCUUUUCUUGAAGAAGAGCAAAAAGCCUGGGAAUUGAUCAAUUUAUCAUCUUGUUGCAAGCUCGAGACUUUAUUCUAUGCACCAUCGCUCGUUCGCCCAGAAGAUGAGAACGAUGGUUCGCCUUGCUGUGAAUCCCAUUGCAGUCUCCAUGGACUGGUAUCGGUUACAGGAGGCGUUACUACGAUCGGACCAUAUUUUGUCUCCGGGCUCUGUGAGCAUCCAUAUUGGAGAAAUUGCGAUUGAUGACGACAGUUUCCCUAUGGCUCGUCUCUACAAGAACUUACCUCUGUUGAUGGAGCGGGCCGUGCUGUAUGUAACACACUCUCGAUAUGACAUUAGUGUUAUGA